Messenger RNA from Pochonia chlamydosporia 170, 993 nucleotides. RefSeq lists its product as hypothetical. The transcript has a single exon. Gene Ontology annotation, cellular component: plasma membrane; cell cortex of cell tip. Bases 1 to 993 code for a protein of 330 amino acids. Lineage: Eukaryota; Fungi; Ascomycota; Sordariomycetes; Hypocreales; Clavicipitaceae. Gene Ontology annotation, biological process: fungal-type cell wall organization. The record is from RefSeq and is a predicted model, not a curated record.
AUGGGCGUCGGUCGAUUCUUUUGCGUCGGCUUGCCGCUCGUUUUAACAAUCGCUUCUAUCGUUGCCCUUCUUAUUGCCACACUCUCCGGCGUCGCCCACAAUCAAUUAUGGAUGUUCCGUGUCGACGUCAAGGAUAUGAGCAUAAGCCCGGCCGACUUGGGCAAUAUUGCCGGUAAACUCGGUAUCAACCCUCGAGCCGACAAGACUGGCAACAUCACCGCUGCCGAUCUUGGCCUUGCCAACGUUUACGAAGUCGACCUCUGGGGAUACUGCUACACUGAUAACGACAACAAGCGACAGUGCACAAAGGCCAAGUUUGACUGGGCCAACAGUGCCCUCAACACCAGCUAUAUCGAGCAGCUGGGCAAGGCCACUGGUGUCGAGGGCUUCAAGCUUCCCGACGAGAUCCAGAAUGCUCUCAAGACUUUCCGCGUCGUCACCAAGUGGACUGAGGUCGCCUUCAUCAUUGCCCUCGUCGCUCUUGGUGUCGAGCUGGUUGUCGGCAUCUUCGCCAACUGUUCACGGGUCGUAUCAUGUCUGACCUGGCUUGUUGCCGCCAUCACCGCGGUCCUGGUUGGUGCCGCCGCCGGUCUGUCCACUGCCAUGGCCGCCAUUGUUGUCGGUGCUGUCAAGGGCACGAACAAAUUUUACGGCGUCAAGGCCGACAUUGGCACUCGAUUCCUUGCUACCGUUUGGAUCGCCACUGCGUUCGCCAUUGGCGCUGCUUUCUUCUGGAUCUUUACCAUCUGCUGCUGCAAGCCUGAGCACCGUCGCAGCGGCGGCAAGCGACAUCUUGACACUGAUGGCGAGAAACUCCUCCCCAAUGGCGGUGCCUACCGUCCCCUUUCUCACGACUACGAAAUGACCAGCGGUCACAACAGUGGCUAUUAUAACCCUAACCAGAGCCAUGGUGCCUUCUCAACUGGUCCCCGACAUCCCUCUGGCCAAGGCCGAACUGAUCUUGCUUACGAACCCUAUUCUCACCGGGCAUAA